Messenger RNA from Physella acuta, 2262 nucleotides. RefSeq names its product ankyrin repeat domain-containing protein 50-like. Lineage: Eukaryota; Metazoa; Mollusca; Gastropoda; Physidae. The record is from RefSeq and is a predicted model, not a curated record. Gene Ontology annotation, molecular function: protein binding.
AUGGAUGCAUCGGAUAAACAUACUUUACAGGAAAUAAAAAUAGCUAUAAGUCUUCAUAAUUUAGUUGAUCUUGAACAAGAAAUUAGAAAAAUAAAAAAUAAACAGCAACAGAAAGACAGCGUUAAUAAAAGCUUCAGAACAUGGACGUCUGGACUGCUGGAGCACAAGGCUGAUGUGGACUUGAUAGACAAAAACAAAAAGUCAGCCCUGUGUUAUUCUGCAAGAAAAGGUUUUGUUGAGAUUGUAAAGCUGCUUAUAGAUAAUGGCGCUGAUAUUAAUUGUACAUCGUUAACUACACCACUACAUGAAUCUUGUAAACGUGGAUGUUUUGAACUAGUGAAAAUGUUGGUAAAAGCUGGAGCUGAUGUUAAUAAAAAGGAUAAUUAUGAAGACUCCCCACUAUGUAUAUCAGCUCAAAGGGGUAAAAUCGACAUAGUACAAUUUUUAGUAGAAAAUGGUGCGGACGUUAAUAUAGGUAAAUCUCCUCCUCUAUUUUAUGCUUGUGACGAAGGUUAUUUUGAAAUUACAAAUUAUUUAGUAGACGCUGGAGCUGAUGUGAAUUUAUUGAAUUCAUAUAAAGAAUCUGUGCUCGGUAAAUCUGUUUUUAAAGGACACUUAGUUAUUGUGAAGUUUUUACUAGAGAAAGGUGCCAAUGUCAACUACACAGUAAGUCCAUAUGGAGAAACGGCUCUUUUUUGUGCAGCAAGUAGAGGUCACUCUAACAUUGUAGAAUUGUUACUUCAAUAUGGCGCUGAUGUCAACUAUACAUCUGGUACAACUGGAGAGACGGCCCUUUUGUGUGCAGCAAGUAGAGGUCACUCUAACAUUGUAGACUUGUUACUUCAAUAUGGCGCUGAUGUCAACUAUACAUCUGGUACAACUGGAGAGACGGCCCUUUUGUGUGCAGCAAGUAGAGGUCACUCUAAGAUAGUAGAAUUGUUACUUCAGUAUGGCGCUGAUGUUAAACAGGUUGACAUAGAAGGGAAUACCGCGUUAAACUUAUCAUUACUACAUACACAUGUAAAUACAGUUGAAAUUUUAGUACAUAAUCAAUUUAUUUAUGGCGGAAGAAGUAUAAAUCAAGCAAAUAAAUUAGGACAGUCAUCGUUCAUGUUAGCUGCUAUAAAAGGUCUAUAUAAAAUAGUUUGUGAAUUAAAAAAAUACAGUGAUUCUUCUGUGUUUGAUAUAGAUGGCAAUACAGCUUUGAUGUUAGCAGCCAUGAAUGGCCACCUGGACAUUGUAGAGUUACUGUAUGACGGUACUGUGGAUGUUAACUUUAAAGGACAAAACGCUCUCAUGUUAGCAGCUAUUGGUGGACAUGCUACACUUGUAGAGUGGCUGAUUUAUAGAGGGUUUAAUGUCAACAAAACAGAUCACCAUGGUAACACGGCACUAAUGAUGGCUGGUAAACCAAAGGUUGUUGAGGUGUUGUUAAAACAUGAAGCAGAUGUUAAUGUGAAUCAUCAUCCUGAUGUCAAUAUAAUAGACAAUGAAGAAAAUACACCUCUAAUGAUAGCUGUAAAAAAUGAAAAUGUAGAUAUCACAACACGAAUACUCUCUUGUACACACGAUGUUAACUAUAAAAACAGGCUGGGUAAAACAGCGCUAAUGUUGGCUGUAGAAAAGAAAUCAUUGGAGUGUUCCAAGCUACUUCUUGCCAACAGUAAUGUAAACGUUGAUGACGUAGAAAAUGACGGGAAUUCAGCUCUUAUGUUGGUUAUUAGGCUAGAGUUCGAUAGUUGGUCAUACUUUAUUCAUCCACCAAGUGAUAUAAUACAAGAGCUACGUCGUCACGGCGCUGACGUCAACCAUGUCAACAACAACAAAACCUCGGUGCUCAUGUUGGCAGUAAAGAGGAGAUUUAUACCGGCAGGAAUUUGUGGGGACAUUGACAUGGGGGAUAGUGAAGGGAAGACGGCGUUAAUGUAUGCUGUAGAAGCAUUGAAUAAUGGUGUUGUAGUGCGGCGAUUGUUCGAACAUCACAAGGCUGAUGUUAACGUUGUUGAUAACAUGGGGAAGACGGUGUUAAUGUAUGCUGUACAAGGACACAGUGAUGAAGAUGUAGUGAGGCAAUUGCUGGAACAUCACAAGGCUAAUGUUAACGUUGUUGACCGUACAGGAGAAACAGCGCUGAUAAAAGCUGUUAAAAACGGUAGAAAAGAUCACGUCAAAGUCCUGUUAAAGCAUAAAGCUGACAUUUACAUCCAAGACAAACAAGGUCGGACGGCGUUAAUGUGGGCUGCUAAAGGAUAUUCGAAUUAA